Cladophialophora bantiana CBS 173.52 is the source of this 1170-nucleotide messenger RNA. Its product is annotated as 26S protease regulatory subunit 8. The transcript has 2 exons. NCBI's taxonomy places the organism in Eukaryota, Fungi, Ascomycota, Eurotiomycetes, Chaetothyriales, Herpotrichiellaceae. Gene Ontology annotation, biological process: proteasome-mediated ubiquitin-dependent protein catabolic process. Gene Ontology annotation, molecular function: proteasome-activating activity; ATP binding; ATP hydrolysis activity. Bases 1 to 1170 code for a protein of 389 amino acids. Gene Ontology annotation, cellular component: proteasome regulatory particle, base subcomplex. The record is from RefSeq and is a predicted model, not a curated record.
AUGGCGCUCGACAACUUUUACCACAACAAAAUCGAAGCUCUCAAGCUGGAGAUCCUCCAAGGUCAAGCGGUGCUGCGCCGGUUAGAAGCACAACGGAAUGACUAUAACUCAAGAGUGCGGCUGCUGCGAGAAGAGCUGGGCCUGCUGCAACAGCCCGGCUCUUAUGUUGGCGAAGUCGUCAAGGUGAUGGGGACCAAGAAGGUGCUGGUAAAGGUACAUCCGGAAGGCAAAUAUGUUGUCGAUAUCGCCGACAGCGUCGACAUUGCCAAACUGACCGUCGGCAAGCGAGUCUCCCUUCUCUCCGAUUCGUACAAACUCGAAAAGAUACUCCCUUCAUCCGUCGAUCCUCUAGUUUCUCUGAUGAUGGUCGAAAAGGUUCCGGACAGCACAUACGACAUGAUCGGUGGACUCGAUCAACAAAUCAAAGAGAUCAAGGAAGUCAUCGAGCUGGGCCUGAACCACCCGGAACUCUUUGAAUCACUCGGAAUCGCUCAACCAAAGGGAGUCCUUCUCUAUGGCCCGCCAGGAACAGGCAAGACGCUCUUGGCGAGAGCCGUUGCGCAUCAUGCCGACUGCAAAUUCAUCAGAGUGUCCGGAUCUGAAUUGGUACAGAAAUACAUUGGUGAAGGGAGCAGAAUGGUGCGAGAACUUUUCGUCAUGGCAAGAGAACACGCACCCAGCAUCAUCUUCAUGGACGAAAUCGACAGCAUAGGCUCCAGCCGUAUAGAAGGAAGCGCCGGUGGAGACUCAGAGGUACAGCGGACCAUGUUGGAACUGCUGAACCAGCUAGAUGGCUUUGAACCGACCAAUAACAUAAAAGUCAUCAUGGCCACAAAUCGACUUGAUAUCUUGGAUCCUGCGCUCCUCCGACCAGGUCGCAUCGAUCGCAAGAUUGAGUUCCCACCGCCAACUGUCGAGGCAAGAGCCGAUAUUCUACGGAUUCACUCCCGGAGCAUGAACCUAACCAGAGGUAUUGACCUGACUAAGAUUGCAGAGAAAAUGAACGGUUGCUCCGGCGCAGAACUCAAGGGUGUGUGUACAGAGGCCGGCAUGUUCGCCUUGCGAGAAAGAAGAGUCCAUGUCACACAAGAAGAUUUUGACUUGGCAACGGCCAAAGUCCUGAACAAGCAUGAUGAUAAGGAGGUGUCACUGGGCAAGUUAUGGAAGUGA